This is a messenger RNA of Chelonoidis abingdonii (Abingdon island giant tortoise), 2485 nucleotides long. Its product is annotated as antigen peptide transporter 2-like. Gene Ontology annotation, molecular function: MHC protein binding; ATP hydrolysis activity; ABC-type peptide transporter activity. NCBI's taxonomy places the organism in Eukaryota, Metazoa, Chordata, Testudines, Testudinidae. Gene Ontology annotation, cellular component: TAP complex; endoplasmic reticulum membrane. Gene Ontology annotation, biological process: transmembrane transport; antigen processing and presentation of endogenous peptide antigen via MHC class I. The record is from RefSeq and is a predicted model, not a curated record.
AAAGCGAAACCGGGCGGCUCGGCGGGUCCGGCGCUGCAGCCGCGGAAGGGCCGGAGCCGAGCCGGAGCCGGAGCUGCAGGCCUUGCCACUACCAUGGCGCUGCCCCUCACCCUGCGUCUGGGCUGCCCCCUGCUGCUCUGCGACCUGACCCUGCUGGCCCUGCUGGGCUGGGGCGUCCCCUCGCUGGCCCCCCUGGGGCUGCUGGCCACCUGGCUGGAAGCUGCUGUGCGUUUCCUGGGGCUCUGGGGGGCCUGGGGGCUGCUGGCCCUGGAUCGGCCCCUCCUGUCCCCCCCCAGGGCCCUGGCUGCCCUGUGCCUGCUGUCCCCCCUGUACCUCACCCUGCGGAGCUGCCUGCCCCUGCCCGAUGUGCCCCCCGCCCUGCUGGCUGGUGCCCCCUGGGCCUGGCUGCUGCUGAGCUAUGGGGCAGUGGGGCUGGCCCAGCUCACCUGGGGGGCCUUGGGGCAGGGGGACAGGGCUGGGGGGCCCGGCGCUGAGGACACGGAGCGGGAGUCCAGGGCCAUCCUGCGCCGGCUGGUGGGGCUGUCCUGGCCCGACAAGUCCUUCCUGUCCGGGGCCUUCGUCUUCCUCACCCUGGCUGUGAUCGGCGAGACCUUCAUCCCCUACUACACAGGGCGCGUCAUCGACAUCCUGGGCAGCGCCUACGACCCUGACGCCUUCGCCAUCGCCAUUGGCCUCAUGUGCCUGGCCUCCUUUGGCAGCUCCCUGGCCGCCGGCUGCCGCGGGGGGCUCUUCAUGUUCACGCUCUCCCGGCUCAACAUCCGCAUCCGCGAGCUCCUCUUCUCCUCCCUGGUGCGCCAGGACCUGGCCUUCUUCCAGCAGGUCAAAACAGGGGACCUGACCUCGCGCCUCUCCAAGGACACCACCAUGAUGAGCCGCUCGGUGCCAGCCAACGCCAACAUCUUCCUGCGCAGCCUGGUGAAGGCGCUGGGGCUGUACGGCUUCAUGCUGGGGCUGUCCUGGCGCCUGACACUGCUCACGCUCAUUGAGAUGCCCCUCACCAUGGCUGCUGAGAAGGUCUAUGAUGCCCGCCACCAGGCCGUGCUGAAGGCGAUCCAGGACUCCAUGGCGCGCUCCGCCGAGGUCGUGCGCGAGUCGGUCUCCUCCAUCGAGACCGUGCGCAGCUUCGCUACCGAGGAGGAGGAAUCGCGGCGCUACGAGGCGGCCCUGGCCGAGACCCACCGGCUGAAGAACCGCUGCGACCUGGAGAGGGCGCUCUACCUGCUCUUCCGCCGGCUGCUGCAGCUGGCCGUGCAGGUGCUGAUGCUGUACUGCGGGCACCAGCAGAUCCACGCCGGGCUCCUGAGCAAGGGCAGCCUGGUCUCCUUCAUCCUCUACCAGGGGGACGUGGGCAGCUACGUGCAGACGCUGGUGUAUAUGUAUGGGGACCUGCUGAGCAACGUGGGGGCAGCGGAGAAGGUGUUCGAGUAUCUGGACCGGGAGCCGGCCGUGCGCACCGACGGGACACGGGCGCCGGAGUCGCUGCAGGGACACGUCUCCUUCUGCAACGUCUCCUUCUCCUACCCCUCCCGCCCGGACCGCCAGGCCCUAAAGGCUGUGUCCUUCGAGCUGUGCCCCGGGGAGGUGACGGCGCUGGUGGGGCUGAACGGCAGCGGGAAGACCACGUGUGUGGGGCUGCUGGAGCGGUUCUAUGAACCCCAGGCCGGGGAGAUCCUGCUGGACGGGGCCCCCAUCCGGGAGUACGAGCACCGGUACCUGCACCGCCAGGUGGCCCUGGUGGGGCAGGAGCCUGUCCUCUUCUCUGGCUCCAUCCGGGAGAACAUCGCUUACGGGCUGGGGGGCUGCAGGGAGGAGCAGGUCACCAGGGCGGCCAGAGAGGCCCAUGCCUCUGGGUUCAUCACGGAGCUGGACAGCGGCUUUGAGACAGAGGUAGGGGAGAAGGGUGGGCAGCUCUCGGCGGGGCAGAAGCAGCGGAUCGCCAUCGCCCGGGCACUGAUCCGCCAGCCAGCUGUGCUGAUCCUGGAUGAAGCCACCAGCGCGCUGGAUGCGGAGAGUGAAUGCGCGAUCCGCCAGUCGGUGCUGAGCCAGGGGCCCCGGACGGUGCUGGUGAUCGCCCACCGCAUGCAGACAGUGGAGAACGCCGACCGGAUCGUGGUGCUGGAGGGCGGGACCGUGGCCGAGGAGGGGACGCACGCUGAGCUGAUGGGGCGCAAGGGCCCCUACUACAGACUGGUGCAGAGAGACCUGGCCGAGUAGCCCCCGCCCUGGGGAAUAGCCCAGCACCAGCCUGACGACCCGUCCCCUCCUCCCCCCGGCACAGGGUGACAUGGAACAUACUGACAGCGUCUGAUUAUCGUAUGAUGUCGGGUCACUGGUUUAUCGCCUGCGUUAGGGUGUCGGUUCUGUGUGGGGAGUCCCGGGGGGAGGAGGGGGCAGGUGUGUUCGACUGCCUGAGCGCGAGAAGUGUUUUGCAAAAUACAUUGAUGAGGUGAAACAUCUGAUCAGC